AUGACCGCCUCUCACACCCCUGAUUCAGCUACUUUUGAUUCCGAAAAAGUUCACGUCAAGUGGGCUUCUGGUGAUGUUUCUCACUAUCAUAAUAUCUGGCUUCGUGAUGGCUGCCAAUGUGAAAAAGACUUCCAUCCCCUCACCAAGCAACGCCUCCAAGACACUUUUGAAAUCCCCGUUGACAUCAAGCCCAAGUCCGUUUCUGCUAAUGAAAACGGCCUCACAAUUGUUUGGGAUACACCUGACAAUCACGAGUCUAUCUACCCUACUGAAUGGCUUGUGAUUCACUCCUACGAUCCUAUUCUUGUCCCUGUCGAAAAGAAAACAGAAGAAUUGACACGCGAACUCUGGAAUACCAAGACCAUCAUGGCUGACUGGCCUGAAGUCAAUUUUACUAAGGUCAUGGAGACCGAAGAAGGCAUUACUGAAUGGGUUAAGAAGAUUUAUGUCAAAGGGUUUUGCUUUGUCGAAAACGUCCCUGUCACUCCAGAAGCCACUGAGAAGCUUAUUGAGCGCAUCUCUUACAUCAAGCCUACACACUAUGGCGGCUUUUGGGACUUUACCGCUGACCUUGCUAAAAAUGACACAGCAUACACAAACCUCUACAUUGCUUCGCACACUGAUGGUACCUACUGGAGCGAUACCCCAGGACUUCAGCUCUUUCACAUGCUUGGCCACGAUGGCGAAGGCGGUGAAAAUAUGCUUGUUGACGGCUUUAAGGCUGCCGAGAUCCUUAAAAAGGAGGAUCCCGAUUCGUAUGCUUUUCUUUCCAAGACUCUGAUACCCGCACACAGUGCUGGUGAGCCAGAAGUAUGCAUCCUUCCUGAUUACCCAAAGCCCGUUUUCACCCACCACCCUAUUACCGGCGAUCUCGUCCAAGUCCGAUGGAACAACUGCGACCGCUCUAUCAUGGACCAGUGGAACAACCCAGAGGAUGUUCCUAAGUUCUACAAGGCCAUUCGUCUGUGGAAUGAUAUUCUCACUCGCAAGGAAAACGAAAUUACUCUCCAGCUUAAGCCUGGCCAGUGCCUCAUAUUUGACAAUUGGCGCGUUCUUCAUGGCCGUCUAGGCUUUAACGGCAACCGUAGAAUGUGCGGUGCCUACAUCAACAGAGACGACUUUGUUUCACGUGCAAAGCUUCUCAAUCUUGGUCGUGAAAAGGUCAUCAAGCAUUUGUAA
Magnusiomyces paraingens is the source of this 1179-nucleotide messenger RNA. RefSeq lists its product as uncharacterized. The record is from RefSeq and is a predicted model, not a curated record. Gene Ontology annotation, biological process: carnitine biosynthetic process. Gene Ontology annotation, cellular component: mitochondrion. Lineage: Eukaryota; Fungi; Ascomycota; Dipodascomycetes; Dipodascales; Dipodascaceae. The coding region runs from base 1 to 1179 and encodes 392 amino acids. The transcript is spliced from 3 exons. Gene Ontology annotation, molecular function: iron ion binding; trimethyllysine dioxygenase activity.